Molecule: messenger RNA, 936 nt
Organism: Closterium sp. Naga37s-1
Lineage: Eukaryota; Viridiplantae; Streptophyta; Zygnematophyceae; Desmidiales; Closteriaceae
Source: the annotation of a GenBank genome assembly
AUGGCAAGCAAGCCACGCUCUCCACUCCAUCUGCAGCUCCUCUGCACCCUCAGUCCCGCUCCCACCCCUCCCCCCACUCUCCUCCCACCCCUCCUCCCACUCUCCUCCCACCCCCUCCCACGCCCCCCCCCUCCUCUCCGUUCCACCCUCCUCCCAUCCAGUGUGCUCGCCGGCAACAUCUUUCUUCAGGGAUCCAUCACCCAACUCGCCCUCCCCACCUCCCUCCGCGUGCUGGACCUUGCGUGGACAUCGGUGACUGGUUCCGUGCCAUCUGCCAUUCUCUCUCUCCCAGCUCUCUCACACCUAGAUGUUUACAUGACUACAAUCUCCGGAAGCCUACCAUCCACACUCGGCCGUCUGACUGGACUCAAAUACCUAAAUAUCGGUGCAGAGAACAUCACUGGGCGUGUGGAGGACCUCUCAUGGAUCUCAAGCCUCACCAAUCUACACUCGCUUGUGAUGUAUGGCAUGUACAGGGUGGAGGGAGAUCUGUCAACGCUCACCUUCCUCACUGCCCUCACAGCCAUGCAAAGCCUCACCAUCGCGCGGGUCCCUUGGGCCGGCGAGCUACCUGCUUUGCUCGGCACCCUUACUGCUCUCACCCACCUGGACGUAAGCGGGCUGCUAACGACCGUGUUUCCUCGAUGGUCCUUGGACUUGACAAAUCUACGAUUUCUCGACGCGGCUCAUUAUGCCAAGCUGCGCACUGGAGUGAUGCCACAAGACCUCUCGCGCCUGGCACACCUUGAGCACUUUGAUGCAUCAGGCAAUGGGCCGAGUGGAGCACUUCCCGACUACUGGACCUCCUUGAAGCAUCUUACCUACCUGUGCGCCUCAUGUGUUGUUCCGGCAGCUACUUCUUGUUCUUUCUCAUCGCUUACCAUUCUACUCACACUCCUUGCGACUAGUUGCCUGAUCUUACUCUUUGUAAUCUGA